GACUGAGCAGCCCGGCGCAAGCGAUAACAAACGGCUGGGGCAGCAAGCUUCCCUGCCCGGGCUCUGAGAGCACGCCGGCUCCGGGCCCCACGCGGAGCGCUCGUCCGUCCACCAUGAGGAAGAUCCGCGCCAAUGCCAUCGCCAUCCUGACCGUAGCCUGGAUCCUGGGCACUUUCUACUACUUAUGGCAGGACAACCGAGCCCAUGCAGCAUCCUCCGGCGGCCGCGGCGCGCAGAGGGCCGGCGGGAGACCAGAGCAGCUCCGCGAGGACCGCACCAUUCCGCUCAUUGUGACAGGAACACCCUCAAAGGGCUUUGAUGAGAAGGCAUACCUGUCAGCCAAGCAGCUGAAGCCUGGAGAGGACCCAUACAGACAACAUGCCUUCAACCAACUGGAGAGUGACAAACUGAGCUCAGACCGACCCAUCCGGGACACCCGCCAUUACAGUUGCCCAUCCUUGUCCUAUUCCUCGGAUCUGCCGGCCACCAGUGUCAUCAUCACCUUCCACAACGAGGCUCGCUCCACACUCCUGCGCACAGUGAAGAGCGUUCUGAACCGAACUCCUGCCAGCUUGAUCCAGGAGAUCAUCUUAGUGGAUGACUUCAGUUCGGAUCCUGAAGACUGUUUGCUUCUGACCAGGAUCCCCAAGGUCAAGUGCCUUCGCAAUGACAAGCGGGAAGGACUGAUCCGGUCCCGGGUUCGUGGGGCAGAUGUGGCAGGAGCCACAGUUCUCACUUUUCUGGAUAGUCAUUGUGAGGUGAAUGUGGAGUGGCUGCAGCCAAUGCUGCAGCGAGUGAUGGAGGACCACACCCGUGUGGUGAGCCCCAUCAUCGAUGUCAUCAGCCUGGACAAUUUUGCCUACCUUGCAGCAUCUGCAGAUCUUCGAGGAGGAUUCGACUGGAGUCUGCAUUUUAAGUGGGAGCAGAUCCCGCUGGAGCAGAAGAUGACCCGGACAGACCCCACUAAACCUAUCAGGACACCUGUGAUAGCUGGAGGAAUCUUCGUGAUUGACAAGUCCUGGUUUAACCACUUGGGAAAGUAUGAUGCCCAGAUGGACAUUUGGGGAGGAGAGAAUUUUGAACUCUCCUUCAGGGUAUGGAUGUGCGGUGGCAGCUUGGAGAUUGUGCCCUGCAGCCGAGUGGGCCACGUCUUCAGGAAGCGGCAUCCUUACAACUUCCCUGAGGGCAAUGCUCUCACUUACAUCAGGAAUACAAAACGGACGGCGGAGGUAUGGAUGGAUGAGUACAAGCAGUACUAUUAUGAGGCCCGGCCCUCCGCCAUCGGGAAGGCCUUUGGCAGUGUGGCCACGCGGAUCGAGCAGAGGAAGAAAAUGGACUGUAAGCCCUUCCGCUGGUACCUGGAGAACGUCUAUCCUGAGCUCACUGUCCCAGUGAAGGAAGCGCUCCCUGGUGUCAUUAAGCAAGGAAUCAACUGCUUAGAAUCCCAAGGCCAGAACACAGCUGGUGACCUCCUGCUUGGAAUGGGGAUAUGCAGAGGGUCUGCCAAGAGCCCUCCACCAGCCCAGGCAUGGUUAUUUAGUGAUCACCUUAUCCAGCAGCAGGGGAAGUGUCUGGCUGCCACCUCCACCUUAAUGUCUUCCCCUGGAUCCCCAGUAGUACUGCAAGCGUGUAACCCUAAAGAAGGCAAACAGAAAUGGAGACGGAAAGGCUCUUUCAUCCAGCACUCAGUCAGCGGCCUCUGCCUGGAGACAAAGCCGGCCCAGCUGGUGACAAACAAAUGUCAGACAGAUGCCCAGGCCCAGCAAUGGCAACUGCUGCCACACACAUGAUGGUAGCCCCCAGCCUCCUGUACCUUCUGCAUGAGACUUGGGGACUGGAAGGGGUUAGGGUGGGGGAGUGUCAAGCGGGCUAUUUCCUAUCUCCUCACAUUUCGACUGGAUCAUCAGCACAUACCCCUACCACGCAUUUCUCCAAAGCUCGUUCAGGUAGAGUGCAGGGGCGUGCUCCAUGCCCUCUGUGCCACCCCAGUCUUGCCCUGGGAGUCGAAAUGGUUAGUAUGCAGCUGUCCUGGGCAGAGACUUGGCAGCUGCUCCUGGCCCUUUGUCUUCUCCCUUGGCCCUUUUGGGGCUCCAGUCAGUGGUGUGUGGGCCUUGCCCAUGUUGCCUAAGGGGAACAAGGACAGAAACCUACAGAAGGGCCAAGUUGGGUCACAGGGCUAGCCUGAAGUCAACACAAGAGGACAGGUGGCAUCGUGUGUGAAGAGGCGAGGGCAGCUAGAGAAGAGGAAGGGUUGAGAGGCUCGGUCCAGGGGGUGGGAGAGGGAGGGAUGCAUCCUGAGAGCAGGGAUGGAGAUUCACAGAAGAAUGUGGAUAGAGAAGCAGCUAACUGUGAAGUGCCGGAAACCCAAGGUCUCUUCCCAUGACAUCACACUGUUCCUGCUUUGCCAGCCCCAGGCCCCAAGCCUGACAUAGGCCUGCAGCCUCUCUACGUGACCACAUUUUUAGCAAAAAGCUGGAGAGGGAUCUGGGGUAUAAUUUAUUUAAGUAGACUCCACUUCUGCUUUGCUAUAUGACAGGCCAAGACCUCACGCUCGGGCCUGUCCCCACUAAUGCAUCAUGUACCCUGAAAUAUCCUCGUCUUUGCUAACUGUUUUGGACUUCCUACUUUUUCAGAAGCCGUUGCCUCUGUAAACAUAGAAUCAUGGGGCAUGGUGGCUAGUCAGAAUUGGACCCCCUUUCUGGAGUAGGACCAUUCCCAGUCAGUAGAGACCAAGCCGUCCAGGUCAAAACUUCAUGCUAAGGCCCUUUACCGAAAGCCAGUGAUUGUAGUGGGCUGCGAAGCUGGCUAGUGGCUCCUGUCAGUGUAUAGAAUAACCUGCUCUCUCUUCUCCCGCUACUGAGAACAUGGAGACUAUAGGUUGGUAUCAUCCUGGAAUCCCAUCCUUCUCCUCACCACUGGCUUACACAGUAUAAUCUUGGGUAAAAGACCCCAGAAAUCUUGGGGUCUCUAUCCCAAAGCAAGCCUGCCUAAGGAGGCCAGUCUGAUCCCAGGAGCACCUAGUCUUUCAUAAACCCAGGCAGCCAGAUAUUCACAGGGAGUCAACACACUCCAGAAGGUCGUGUAAUCUCUAGUAUAUUGCAUGUGUAUGUACAUAUGCGAUUAAGAUCACAUAGGUGGGGGGGGGUGGAGCCUGGAUUUUCCCUUCUUCGUGGUUCUGAUACUUUGCUCUGGAUUAGCACUACCAGCUCUCUGGGUCUCUGCUCUCCAUCUCCCCCUCUGCUGGGCCCAGCCUGUACAUUGUCGCCAGAUGUUAGAAACCGAGUACCGAGUUUGUAGUACCCGCUCUGGAAGGUUCCCCAGCAGUUUCCUUGCACCUCUGGCUCUCACCAGCAUCCUCUCAGCUGUUCUGUGCCAAAUAUGUCUGCACCCCUGGGUUCAUCACAGGGGCCCCUCACCUCAGUAACUAAGCUUCGCCCAUCCUGUUACAAUGUCUUAUAUAUACACUGCUAUUUACAGACCUGACUUGGAUCCUGUGACCCUCUGGCAAGAGUUCUGCCUCAGUCCAGGACAGAAUUGGGGCUAAGGUGGAGGCUUUUCUCCAGAGGCUUGGGCCCUGUUCCAAUGUGGAUUUUGGGGCUAGGAACCUGGGCUUCUCUCUGUGAAUGUAAGGACAGCUCCUCAAGAGAGCCUCGAUGGGAGCCUCUCCCCAAUUCCUGUGGUCAGACCUGGCUCAGCACUUGGCAGCUGUCCCGUGUGGGGACUCAGUCCAACUCUGUUUUUGCUUUUCUUCUUGACCAAAGCAUGUGCCACUAAGCUGUCCUGGAGGACGCCGUCUUUAUGAAACACACCUGGAAUAAAACCACUUCUUACAUGUCCACA
This is a messenger RNA of Mastomys coucha (southern multimammate mouse), 3840 nucleotides long. RefSeq names its product polypeptide N-acetylgalactosaminyltransferase 16 (gene Galnt16). The transcript has 15 exons. The record is from RefSeq and is a predicted model, not a curated record. Lineage: Eukaryota; Metazoa; Chordata; Mammalia; Rodentia; Muridae. Gene Ontology annotation, cellular component: Golgi apparatus. The coding region runs from base 114 to 1790 and encodes 558 amino acids.